GACACCUUAAGACUUCCGACCAGCGAGAGAAAAAGAGGUAAAGAGAGACCGAGAGGGAGUGUAUCGCCACCGGAGGAAGAAAGAUCUUGCCGGAAUUGCAGCCGGACUAGUUUUCUGUGUUGGAGAGGGAGGGAACCGCCAGGUCGUGCCAGAUACUGGACGGACAGUUGCGUCGCCACCUCGUUGGAGUGGAGAGUCCAGCCGGAACCGUUUCCGUCGCACAACCCAUCGCCACACCGGAGUGUCGCCGGACUGGUUAUACGUGGAGUGUGACGACGCCGGCCAGGAUCACUCGUGAACCAGGGCUGUCAGCCUGAUAUUACAUCCGAAGAGGAAGUUUCGGGGAGUUGCUGCAACGGUGCCACGUUUGCUGGUUCGCCACCGAACGAAGGAGGGAGAAGCCGCCGGACUGGUUUUCACAAUUGGAGAAGUAACUACUGUUGCCGCCAGACCACUUCGCUGCUACCAGGUCGGCCUGAGACGUCCUCUGCCACCACUGUACCAACUCUCUUGUCAUCAAUAAGGUGAAUACAUAGAGAUCGGAAUUGAGGAAGAGAAUUGGGAGCAUCGGAUUUGAGGAGAUUCAUGAAUUGGUGGCUAAACACAAGAAGGCUUUGCGCAAGUCUUUUGGUUGGUUAUUUUUUCAAAACUUGGCCCAGUAUGUUGAAUUUGCGCAAGUCUUUUGAAAUCAUCGGUUUCAAAGGUAGUUUUCAACUGGGUUUAUUGAAUCAAAAGCACGUUUUAAUAAGAUUUGAUUUGGAUGAGGAUUAUUUGCGCUGUUGGAAUAAACAAACUUGGACCAUUCAUGGAUGUGUCAUGCGUGUGACCAAGUGCACACCGAAUUUCAAGCCAAAUGUGGAAUCUCCUGUGAUUACGGUUUGGCUCGGUUUUGAAGAGUUACCGAUCCAUUUACGGGAUCAAAGAGCUUUGUUUGACACGAGAAUUGAGUCCUAUCAUUUUAUACUUUUCUCAUGUGAUGUCUUUCCGCACUCAUUUGAAUUUCUUUAGACAAAUUCAACCCUUACAUUAUAUUAUGGGUCUAUAAUAUGUGUAGGAUGGUCCAAAUAACUUAUAUGGUGUACAAAUAACAGGAGAAAAACCUUACCCCCCCUGUUAGUUCAAUAAUGUCAAAGAUGGAACCAUAGGAGUUUGUUUUUGUCUCCAUGGGUUCCAUCACCUCUUUAUUCGUGUACAUAAAUUAUUAUUGUCCCUCUAAUAUUUAUUUGGAUUCUAGAAUAGGUGUGGGAUACCCUCAAGUGGGUCUAGGAUACACUUUUCCAAUUAUCUUACUAUUUUUAGCAAGUUGGACCUAAAGUAACAAUUGGGCUGCCCAACCUUCCUUAUUUGGUCUAGAAGGGUUAUGAAUGUUUCUUUAUAUUGUAUUGGAGUCUUAUAUCUAAUAAGAUCACCCAAUUAAGUAUUUGGAAGUCCAUCAUUGUAAUGUACGAUUAAUCAUACAUUACAUAAAGCAUUAAUCGUUUUACAAUUGUUUGAUAAUAGGGAAA
Molecule: messenger RNA, 1505 nt
Organism: Cuscuta europaea
Lineage: Eukaryota; Viridiplantae; Streptophyta; Magnoliopsida; Solanales; Convolvulaceae
Source: the annotation of a GenBank genome assembly